CUCACGAUUUUGAGUAAAGUAAAAUACAAGGUACUAAUGUUUGCCUAAAGUUGCAAUUAAAGUACUGAAGUUUCAGAAGCUGUAAAGAAGGUACUCAAACCUUGGCUGGAGGUCAAAAAUCUGGUGGUGACCUAUACCAACCGGUUAACUCAUUUUAAAGUUUCGAAAAAAAAAUAAAAAAAAUUGUUGAGCUGUUGCCUCGAAAAAGAAAAAUCCAUCCCGUUUCUCUUCCUUCUCCCCAACUGAGUUAAUAGCCCCACCUAGGGGUGGUUAAUGGACAGGGUUGCUCAUUGAUAAUAGGGUCGGGUCAAAAUUUAAAGGGUAUUCACCCUUUAAAAUUUUAGUGGACAGGGUCACUAAAGGGCUUUAAGAUAUAAGGUCAAUAAUGGGCUUUUAUUGACAACCCAUUAAUAUCAAAGAAAAUUAAAGAGCCGAAAAGAUAAAACCCAAAUUAAAAAAAAAAAAAAAAAACAAAACCUCCGAUUUAAUAUACCUUUCUCUCUCCUCCAUUGAAGCGCACUCAGAGUUCUCCAUUGAAGCCGCUUCUCUGCUUUCUCUCUUCACGAUAGCAUGAACCUGAAUCGCCGGCCACUCUCACGAUUUCUUCUCCUCCGUCGCUCCACAAUCGCUGGCCACCGCCUUCUCCGCCGUACUUCCGACUGCCGUCUCCCACUCUGAUGUAGCGAACAGCGCUUAGUGUUUUGUGCCAGUCUUCUUCGUUCUAUUCGAGUUCAACACCUCCGAGGCUCUGAUAAUUCCACAAAAAGAAAAAACAACUCUCACACUCGUCACCACCGCCGUCACCAUCGCCGUCUGCCAUCUGCCGUCUGCCACCUGCCCAUUCAAGUGUAAUUACUAAUUAGGAACCAAAAUCAAAGGAUAAUAGGAGUACAAUUGCUAAUUACAGCGUAAAAUUUGAGGUUAGCUUAUUUCAAUUUAUGCAUUGUUCUUUACUUGUAAUUUUGAACGUAAAUUGUGUUUUCAUUUUCUAUUGAAUUUGUUUCAGUUCAAUUGCUAAUUAAAGGCAUGUUCAUACCUCUCAUUACUAUUGCUGCUGUCUUAGUUACUUAAUUUAGGUAUUGUGGACUGAUUUUACCAACUAAUUUAGGUAUUGUUACCUAUGCUUAACCUUUAAGGGUUUUGCAUGAAAUAUUCAAAUCACGUUUGAGAAUGAAAUUUAAUUUUUGUCAACUAUGAAAAUUAGAAUAUAUGGUUUAGUGGGUUUAAUUUACCUAGUCAUUCUAAUUUUCGUAACCCGAAUUCGAAGUGGGAUUGAACAUUUUGCAAUCAUGAUUGAUUCGAUAUUAUAAAGGAAAUUAUGAUUGAAACAGUUUGCAGGACAAUUGGGUAACAAGAUGAAAGUAUUUGCAAUAUGGAAUUUCAAUGAUUUUUUUAAAAAAUGGUUUGAUUGCAAAGGCGAGCUUACGAAGCCUCAAUUUUAUCUAGUGCUUUUUCGAAGUUGAUGACAAAAUCACGUGUUGAUUGUUGUUAUUUUAAGCUUUAUAUUAUGCUUGUCAUCCUUAAUACAUUAUGGCUUAGGUUACACUAAAAUUGUUAUGUCAGUAUCUAUGAGGAGGCUUUUUAUGCAUCCUUCACUGUCUUCCUUCAAAGCUUGUGAGCGGUUGUUCUUAGCUUAGUCUUUGCAGUUCAGAAGUUUUUUCCCCACUUAUAUUCUUUGCUUUUCAGUAUUCAUGACCUUCUUGGUGAUUGUGAAGUAUGACAUUACGUGUUUCCGUGUUUAUGUUGAUAUUAACAACUUGUUAUGUCACGAGUUAUAUGUGUUGUCAGGUAACUAAUGGAUGAGAAGAAAAGGGAAGAGCUCAGUGGUUUACUCACUAUACUCCCUCCAGUGGAAUUUUGUUGUGUUUACGGCUCAACUCUUCAUCCAAACAAUCAUGAUCAGUCUCGGAUGAUUGAUUACAUUCUUGGCGUCCGAGAUCCUGUUGAAUGGCACUUGCAGAACUUGAAGAUGAAUAGGAAUCAUUAUGCCUCAUGGAUGGCGGACCUUGGUGGUGCGAAACUGAUUACUGGAGUUGCAGACAAAAUUGGUGUAGGGGUGCACUUCAACCCUUUUGUUUCUUGGAAUAACAAGACAUUUAAGUAUGGCGUAGUCAGAAUGCAUGACUUGGUUGAAGAUAUACUGAACUGGGAAACAUUUUACUUCAGCGGUCGUCUACAAAAGCCUGUCCAUAUUCUUGUAGAUAGCUUGGAUGUUGAGAAUCUAAACUCUUUUAAUUUAAGAGCUGCAACCUCAGCUGCUUUACUGCUUUUACCUUCCAACUUCACUCAGGAAGACCUUUAUGCAAAAAUCUGCAGUCUUUCUUACAACGGUGAUUUGCGAAUGCUUUUUGCAGAGGACAGGCAUAAGGUGAGAAAGAUUGUGCAAGGACAGUUUGAUUUGUUCAGGGGAAUUUAUACGCCAGUUUUGGAAGAAUUUGCUACCAAAGACUUGUUAAAGUUUUCAUCAUCUGAUGCUCACCAGAAUAAUAUCACUCAGGAUUGUGGUUUACCUGCAGUCCAGUCCCUUGUCUCUCGUCUUCCUAAAGCAGUGAGAAACCAUAUGAGCAUGAAUCUCGGGGACCAGCAAAAGUUGAAAUCUGGUCAAGAUGCUUAUGAAGCUGUAAUAAAAUCCAGAGCCGAGGCAGCAAAUUGCCUGGAAAAGAUUAUAAGACGCAAAGUCAUGAUUUCCAGCGUCCGGCAGGCUGUUGCUGGUGUUUUGACAGUAGGUGCUGUCAGAGCUACUAGAUAUCUUUCAAGUAAGAUGAAGAAGGCUUGGAAGUCCUGGCUUUAAGAUUGAUCAACUACUGUAAUGUAAUCUGACCAUUUUGGCUUCUACGAAUUUGUGACCAGCAACAUACUGAAGGUUGUCUUCAACACCACUGCACCAGCACUCUUCACAAGUCAAAUUGGAGCUGAUUGGAACUAUACGAUCAUGGUACUUGCCUUGAUGGGAUCUUUGAGAAACUAAGAUUAGUGUGCAUAGGUUAAGAUUAUAGAGAAACGAGUCCAUCUUUGAUAGAGAAUAGGAAAUUUUGCUAUACAAUAUCUAGAAGGCUUAACACUGUUUGUAGCAGUUUUUAACUGAUAAAAAUUUAGCUUCGUUCUUUGGCUUUUUACAUCGCUGCAAUUGUAAGAUAAGUCUAAUUUUGUUGAUAAUUGGUGACUGGAUGAAUUAUUCUAUAGCUCUUUUUAGCCAAAAGUUGAUUGCCCUA
Molecule: messenger RNA, 3212 nt
Organism: Chenopodium quinoa (quinoa)
Lineage: Eukaryota; Viridiplantae; Streptophyta; Magnoliopsida; Caryophyllales; Amaranthaceae
Product: phosphatidate cytidylyltransferase, mitochondrial-like
Exons: 12
Coding region: 1796-2791 (331 amino acids)
Biological process (GO): cardiolipin biosynthetic process; CDP-diacylglycerol biosynthetic process
Cellular component (GO): mitochondrion
Molecular function (GO): phosphatidate cytidylyltransferase activity
Source: RefSeq, a predicted model, not a curated record